Molecule: messenger RNA, 2122 nt
Organism: Rhodamnia argentea
Lineage: Eukaryota; Viridiplantae; Streptophyta; Magnoliopsida; Myrtales; Myrtaceae
Product: protein HESO1
Exons: 10
Coding region: 455-1783 (442 amino acids)
Molecular function (GO): RNA uridylyltransferase activity
Source: RefSeq, a predicted model, not a curated record
GGAAAAGGUGUACGAUGAACAACCCACCUCGCUAAGGUUAAAAAAAAAAAAAGAGAAAUCUCGCCGCUCGCCUUUAGACAUGUUCAGACUGGCCGCGUCUCAUUGGUGCGAGAAUCUUUUCGAUGGCUUGACUUUCUCCGUGACCGAGACCGAUGAGAACACUUGGGUAGAGUUCGAUCGGCUUCAGAAUGGGCGAUUGAGCUUCUGCAGCUGAUGUGAGUUUUCCUUUCGGUGGGUUUCGCUUGAUUGCCGUUCAGGUGCUUGUCUAUAUGUCCAAUUGAAGAUGGUCACUGGCGCUUGGCUGGUUGAUAGUGAGUUCUGAGGAAAUGGUGGUCGCUUUAAUGGACCAUUGCAUAACUCACUGUGAUAUGCAAUCCAAAAUGGUCUUUCCGACUUGCCAUUGAGUUCAUCUUACCUGUUGAAAGCAUUUUCUUUCUAUCGUGACAGCAGUGAAAUGGGUGCAUACAGAGCUUUGGAUUUUGUUAUAAACGACAUCCUAACAGCAGUAAAACCGCAACAACAGGAUUGGGUGAUUCGAUUUCAUAUCAUAGAUGAAUUGCGAAAGGUUAUCGAAUCCGUGGAAAGUUUGAGAGGUGCAACUGUGGAACCUUUUGGGUCAUUUGUGUCUAAUCUUUUCACUAGACAGGGGGACCUGGAUAUCUCUGUUCAGUUGCCCAAUGGUUCAUAUAUCUCGGCUGCUGGAAAGAAACGUAAGCAGGCGCUAUUAGGAGACUUAUUGAUAGCCUUGAGAGAGAAAGGUGUGUGGCGCAGGUUGCAGUUCAUUGCCCAUGCUAGGGUACCCAUUUUGAAGAUUGAGAGCAAAGACACGAGCAUCUCUUGCGACAUUUCAAUUGAUAAUUUGCACGGCUACAUUAAGUCAAAGUUCUUGUUCUGGAUCAGUGAGAUUGAUGGACGCUUUCGAGAUAUGGUUUUGCUUGUCAAGGAAUGGGCUAAGUGUCAUGACAUAAACAAUCCAAAGACUGGGUCCUUCAACUCUUUCGCUCUUAGUUUGCUCGUGAUCUUUCAUUUUCAGACUUGCGCGCCAGCAAUUUUACCUCCUCUGAGAGACAUCUACCCUCAUAGUGCCAUUGAUGAUCUCCAAGGUGUGAGGGCUGAUGCAGAAAGGCAAAUAGCAGAAACCUGUGCCGCUAACAUAGCCAGGUUCAAAUCAAGCAUAUCAAGGCCAAACCGAAGUUCAUUGUCGGAGCUUUUUGUAUCAUUUUUUGCUAAGUUUUCGGGCUUAAAUCUGAAGGCACCAGAGCUUGGGAUUUGCCCAUAUACAGGACAGUGGGAAGAAAUAAGGAAUAACAUGAGAUGGAUGCCCCAGACUUACGCUCUAUUCAUUGAGGAUCCUUUUGAGCAGCCAGAGAAUACUGCGAGGGCUGUUAGCUCCAGACAACUUAAGAGAAUCUCAGAAGCUUUUGAAGUAACCCACCAUUGGCUUACUUCAUACAGUCAUAACCAGACCACUAUUCUUGCCGCGCUGGUCAGGCCACAUGAAGUACAGUUUUUGACACAGACACCAGUCAGAAAUGGAAGUUACAAAGGAGGUCGCCUUGGCCUGAUGCCAUGGAAUCAGAGAGCAUUAAAGUCACCGUCCCAAAUGCAGCAUCAACAUCAGAGAACGAGGAACAACCAUCAGGGGCCUGCACAAAGUUUUGCCCACAGCUCAGCUGUGACCAAACCACAUCACCAACCUUCAAAUGAUUCGAUCCCCCAAACAUCGACUCAGCAACAUCAUCCUAGUAAACCGCAGCAAAUGUGGAGGCCUCGAUCUAGCUGAGUAAUUGUCGAUAAGUGAAGGGUGUCAAGUUGGAUGAGGGGGCUUGAGCAACUCUCCCUGUGGAUUCCCUCCAGGCUUUUGGUUUGCUCUGGCUACUUUUGUUUUGCUUUCAUCCAAGUGUGAUGGAAUUCCGAGAGCAGAAGGGUCGUUAGAGGUUCUAAGACUAUUAACCUCGAAGGGGCAAAGAGAGAAUAAAAAUAUUGAUGAUUGAAUUGGAUGAGGAUAAGAAGUAUGUGAAAACCCCGAGGUUUUUGGAUUUUUUGGCAAGUCCAAAACUCUGGUAAGGUAUUCGCAUCCUUUUCUUUGCAAGAAGAUUUGGCAUAUUUCCUUAUAUUGUUA